UUCAAAGCGCGCAGAACUCAGAGACAAAAACAAAAAUUAAUCGCAAAAAACCCAAAAGACUUAAAUUCAAGAUCCGUUAAAACGAGACAAAUCAGUGACAAGUGCAGCCAAAAAAGAUAUAACAAAAUGAUCCAUAACAGAAUAGCCCACCUGCUGGGAUUGGGAAUGAUCUUGUUGUUGAUCUGGGAACCCACUCCCACGGAAAGCUAUGCUUUGGGACAAUCAAAAUAUGGAAGGAUUGAGAAGUUCCCCUACCAGGUGAUGCUCAUUGGCAAACAACUUUGGCGCAAACGCAUUUUGUGUGGAGGAACUUUGCUGGAUAGACGUUGGAUCCUCACCGCUGGACAUUGCACCAUGGGAGUGACCCAUUACGAUGUGUAUUUGGGCACCAAGAGUGUGGAGGAUACAGAGCAAUCGGGAGGAUUGGUUCUGAGAUCCAACAAGUUCAUCGUUCACGAGCAUUUCAACCCGGAGACGGCGGCCAAUGACAUUGCCUUGGUCAAGCUGCCACAGGAUAUAGGAUUCACCUCGCGGAUUCAGCCUGCCUCGCUGCCCAGCAGAUAUCGACAUGAUCAGUUCGCGGGAAUGAGUGUGGUAGCCAGUGGAUGGGGCGCCAUGGUGGAGAUGACCAACUCAGAUUCGAUGCAGUACACCGAACUGAAGGUGAUCUCGAAUGCGGAGUGUGCACAGGAGUACGAUGUGGUCACCGCGGGAGUGAUCUGUGCCAAGGGUCUGAAGGAUGAGACAGUGUGCACUGGUGACUCGGGUGGUCCUCUAGUACUUAAAGACACCCAAAUGGUGGUUGGCAUUACCAGUUUUGGGCCCGCCGAUGGAUGUGAAACCAAUAUUCCUGGAGGUUUCACCCGUGUAACUUACUAUCUAGACUGGAUAGAGAGCAAGAUUGGUGGUCAUAGUGCAGCACAUCAGCAGUACCUGCGACCCCAGCAGCAGCAGCAUCACCAUCAGUACAGUGAUAACAAUCUCAUUUAAGAUGGGUCCCUUCCAUUGCCCAUCCCAACCACUGACUGAAUCU
Molecule: messenger RNA, 1033 nt
Organism: Drosophila eugracilis
Lineage: Eukaryota; Metazoa; Arthropoda; Insecta; Diptera; Drosophilidae
Product: brachyurin
Exons: 1
Coding region: 127-990 (287 amino acids)
Biological process (GO): proteolysis
Molecular function (GO): serine-type endopeptidase activity
Source: RefSeq, a predicted model, not a curated record